GAUAUUCAUGAUAGUUUUAGCUUAACUUCAACAAUACAUUCACCUGAAAUAGUUUUUAUUUGUUCCUAUGAUCAUUGCACAUCUUGAUAUAUCUAUUGCGUACAUGGUGAACAUCAAUCUAUCAUAAUGAAGACAGGAACAACGAGCCUUCUCUCAAAGGCGGCCAAUCCAUCUCGAAUUUUAUAUUCCACACCAGCCAGCCGUCAUUGCACAUUGAAAAGAGAUGACCAUAAGCCAUCUCAAACACGGAGUCUUUCAACAAUACGCGCAUCGAGAGGAAGAUGUAGAUCUUCUCAGAAUGACCUAUCAUUGAACACAAUACAGCGACGAUCUUUUCAUGCAUCAACAAGGAACCAAGCUACGAAGAAUCCAUAUGAUGUUCUCGGAGUUGACAAUGGCGCUUCCGCUUCAGCUAUUAAGAAAGCAUAUUAUGGUCUUGCCAAAAAGUUCCAUCCAGACACCAAUAAAGAUCCAAAUGCUAAGGAUAAAUUUGCGGAAGCGCAAUCUGCCUAUGAACUUUUAACCGAUCCACAGAAAAAGGCAGCUUGGGAUCAGUAUGGAUCUGCAGCAUUCGACCAAGGAGCAGGACCCGGACCUGGUGCUGAUCCAUUCGGCGGUGCGGGGGGUUUUGGGGGUUUUGGGGGUGGAUCUGGUGGUUUCCCAGGUGGAGGAUUUGGAGCCGAUUUCAAUUUUGAAGAUUUGUUUAAAGGUUUCACUGGAGGCAAAAGGGGUAGAGGUGGUGGACGUAAUCCGUUUCAAGAAGAAAUACUUGUGGGAGACAGUAUUGAGGUUCAAACAAACAUCUCGUUCAUGGAAGCGGCAAAAGGGACCAGCAAAACCAUCAGCAUAUCUCCGUUAUCUACUUGUAAAACAUGUACUGGAAACGGUAUGAAAUCUGGGACGAAGCGAUCGGCGUGUAAGUCUUGUGGGGGAACCGGUACUCGCGUGCAUUCCAUGGGUGGUUUUCAAAUGGCUUCAACAUGUAGCGCCUGUGGUGGCCAAGGAAUGUCGAUUCCACCGGGAGGAGAAUGUAAGACAUGUUCUGGAAAUGGCGUUGUGCGUGAGCGGAAAACGAUCAACGUUGACAUACCAGGAGGUAUUGAGGAUGGUAUGCGAUUGAGGUUAGAUAGGGAAGGUGAUGCUCCAGCUACUGGUCAGGCUGCAAACCCCAAUAGCCCUUCACAACCUGGCGAUCUCUAUGUACUCGUUCGAGUAGCCACAGAUCCAAAAUUCAGUCGCUCUGGGUCCAACAUCCUGUACACCGCAACAAUCCCUUUUACAACUGCAUUACUUGGAGGUGAGGUAAAGAUACCGACCUUGGACGGAGAUGUCAGUGUUAAGGUGGCAACUGGAACCGGCACUGGAGACAAGAUUACUUUAGGGGGCAUGGGAAUGAAGAAGUUGGAAGGACGCAGAGGAGGAAAUGGCGACCUCAAAGUUGAAUUUAAGGUCAACAUGCCCAAAUACUUGAGUGCUAACCAGCGAACAAUUGUGGAAAUGCUUGCCGACGAGAUGGACGAUAAGACGGCGAAGCGUAUUAUGAAUGUUGGCCGUUCCUCAAGUUCUUCGUAAGUUCAGUGUCAUUGUUUUCAAUCCAGACACUGACGGAGACAGGUCAUCCUCCCCAUCAAAUACCGAAGAAAACAACAAGCAAGAAGGAUUUCUCAAAUCCGUCUGGCACAAAUUCACAGACGGUGCUAAUUUGCCAAAUGAAGGCGAUAAAGAAGACGACUCUAAGAAGAAAUGAAAGAAAUGACGAAACUCGCUGUAUAAUAAAAUGGCAAAGGUCUAGAAAUGCCACUCUGUAUAAAUGAUAAAGGGGUAAAAUGAAGGAGCAUGGCGUCUCCUGAUGGUAGGAAUGAUGGAUGGUUGUCAAUCUACGAAUGCAAAUCUUCUAGAAUGCCGUUUAGAAUAUAUCCAUGGCCCAUACAUAGUAUAAAAUGAAAUGAUAUCUCAACUCACAAAUGUGACAUGACUAACACA
This is a messenger RNA of Botrytis cinerea B05.10, 1983 nucleotides long. RefSeq names its product Bcmdj1 (gene Bcmdj1). Gene Ontology annotation, cellular component: cytoplasm. Gene Ontology annotation, molecular function: heat shock protein binding; ATP binding. The transcript has 2 exons. Gene Ontology annotation, biological process: response to heat; protein refolding. The record is from RefSeq and is a predicted model, not a curated record. NCBI's taxonomy places the organism in Eukaryota, Fungi, Ascomycota, Leotiomycetes, Helotiales, Sclerotiniaceae. The coding region runs from base 127 to 1572 and encodes 481 amino acids.